Salvia miltiorrhiza (redroot sage) is the source of this 2189-nucleotide messenger RNA. RefSeq lists its product as uncharacterized. The record is from RefSeq and is a predicted model, not a curated record. The transcript is spliced from 4 exons. Bases 1247 to 2149 code for a protein of 300 amino acids. Lineage: Eukaryota; Viridiplantae; Streptophyta; Magnoliopsida; Lamiales; Lamiaceae.
CACAUCUAUAAUUUGCAAACACAAACUUGUCCAGCAAGGACUCAAGUUCGUUCCUUCCACCGUAGAGGUGCGGCGCGACUAGCACAUGAAUUUUCAUUGAAUUGUUCAAGUCAGUUAUCAAGUUCAAACUUAAGUUAAAGUUUCAGUUAUAUCGCUAGGGGCCCGCUCAAUGGGUCCAGGACUUCACCGUCCUUGGUAUGCCACAAUGCGAUUUCAUGUUACAGUUAAGGUUGCAACCUAUUCGCCAGGGGCCCGCUCAAUGGGUCCAGGACAUUAAAGUCCUUGUUUCAGGUAAUUGACGUUGGAGACGCGUGGAGGGUCGAAUGGGCACAUCAAGUCAUUUCGCAAAUAGUUAAUUUUAAUUGCAAUGGCAUCUAAGCAUCUAAUGCUUUACUUAGUAAAGUUUUGUGUUUUAAAUUGAUUUCAAAUUAUGAUUGAAUUAAUAGUUAAAUAUCUUCAUGGCUUGUUUAUGUCAUGAUUUGGGACAAUGUGUUGAUUGUUGACUUUAAAUCAAAGUUAGUAUUUGAGUAUAUUAUUUAAAAGUUAGUAUUUUCUUAAAAUCGUUUUAAAAAGUGUUUUAAAUUUAUUUAAAAGUGUUUUAAAGAUUUAUAUCGUUUAAAGGUUUACAUUAUUUAAAUUAUUUUUUUGAAUAUAUAUGUACACAUAUAUACAUAUAGACUUCCGCAUUAAAUAUUUAUUUAAAAAUUUAGAAUAACACCUUAAUUAGAUUAGGGUGUUACACUUUUGCUCCUUAUUUUCCAACAAAUGAUGAGCAGCUCAUUCCCUCGGCUCCAGCCACUAAAGCUGAUCAUUCCACUUCUCAUCAAGGAGCUUCUUCUUCACAGAGGCAACACAGGGCACUGCAUGUUCCUCCAGAGCUCCCUGUUGAAUUUAUUGAGAACCCACGCAAGCCCAGAAUCGUCAGGUACGAUUCUGAUGAAGAAACUGAUAGCUGGAUCACUGAAUGGAAAGGAAGACAACCUCACAAGGUUACCUUCAAGAUUCCAGAAGGCACAAAAGAUCCGAUCCAAGCGUUAUUGGAUGUCAUCUCUGAUCAGCAACUGGAGAUUGCGACACUCAAGCAUGAGCGAGAACGUCAAGACAUUUAUGGCACAAAAUUUCUCAAGCAACUGAUCGCAGUUGAAAAAUAGGCGACUACCGACAUGAUUGACCACGAUGUUCGCCUAAAAAUCUUGCCCACAGGAUUAACGAAUAACGUAUCAAGCACCUCAGAUAUGUUGAAGAAAUGAUCCCUACUCAGACCAUUGUGCCGAUAUUGCAAAAGAACUUCAAUGAUCUUCACAGGCACGUGUUGGAUGAUGAAGUCCAAUCUAAACAACAGAUUCUGGACACUCAACAUCGCCUUGAUAGUCUCCGCAUCAAAUUUCUCAAGGAAUUCAUGACUACCACUGAUGCUAAACUUCUUGUUGCCGAAGAGCUCCGUCCUCUCACUAUCAAAAUUGCUCAACUGGAAGGCGAGAUCAACAAUGUUCAUAAUUCAUCCGAUUCUGCUCUCAUCCAGAUGAUGCUCACUGAUAUCCAGGAGCUCCAACGGAAAGUUAGCUCUAUCCCUGGUGAUGAUGCCAAAAAGGGGGAAGAGUAUUUGGAUGAUCGUGCUUCUACUGAUCUCCCAGCUGAACUUGCACAGGCCUUUGCCAAAUCCAAGUCUCUCGUUUUACAUACGGCUCAUGCUCCCUCAGUAUCAGGGGAGUACAGCAGAAAGAUGCCUAGAGAAGAAAGUUCAUCCAGAGUUCCUGAACCUAAAGCCAAGAAAGCUCUCAACCUUGGUGACAAUGCUCCUCAUCCACCUCCCACUCUCAGUCUGCAAGAGGAACAACGAAUGAGACACUAUGUUCAAGAAGGUCUUCUAGUAUCCUAUCUGGACAGAUUUGAAGGAAAAGAUCUUUGGGUACCCGCUGAUUUAAAUGAUUGGUGGGAAAAGCUAAAGGAAUGUUAUACCAAGUGGAUAGUCUUUGCUAAUCUGAAUCGGUCUCCUGAUGUUCAAAGAGAAGCCUGGAGAUACUUCCUAGUCAACUGGGUCGAAAGAGGAAUGAUCGAAAGAAUUCAAGCUGCUCAGAAAAAAAGCAAGGAUACAAACGAUUCCCUAUCCACUGAAGAAGAUUGUCUGCCCUCCAAGAGUCAAGAAUAGUGUCAAUCGAGACAUAAUUAAGAGGAAAGCCAGAGCUGUG